AACUAUACUGUGUAAUAUUAAGCAACUAUGUAGUCUAGGGUAGGAUAGGAUUAGGAUUUGGUUGAGGGUUAGCUGCAUGUAAUUAUGCAUAAUUUACUGUUGUUGCUGUUAUAAUGGUAAGUACAAGAAUUACAAUGUAAUAUGAUCGAUAACGCGCAACCCUUCCUUCAUACUGUAACCCGAAGGGAAUGACCAUAUAAGGAGUGUGUGUAGCCUAUGAGUCCCUGGGGGUGGUGCUGAAAGAACAGCUCCCACUAAACACGACAUCUUUUAAUAGCGGUCCCCUGUGGCCACUGGCCACUUUUUCAGGAGACCCUCGGUUGGGUUAUUGCUGCCAAGGGGUGCAAGGGAGUUAUGACAAGCCAUGAAUCAGGAAAGUUCCCAUGCCCGGACCGGAGCUUUGAAAACUGAGGGAUAUGUUGGAGCGACUAUGAGAAGAUGAAGAGGCAAAACCUGCGGACACUCGCCUUAAUUAUCUGCACUUUGUCCUAUUUACUCAUUGGAGCGGGAGUCUUCGAUGCUCUCGAGUCAAAGCAAGAGAAAACACAGAAGGGCAAGCUCGACUAUCGAAAAUUUCUACUCAUGCAUAAAUAUAAUCUCACCAGGCUUGACUUUGAUCAGAUUGAAAAGGUCGUGUUGCUUCUGAAGCCUCACAAAGCCGGAGUCCAGUGGAGGUUCGCCGGGUCUUUUUAUUUUGCCAUCACUGUGAUAACGACCAUUGGUUAUGGCCAUGCCGCCCCCAGUACGGAUGCUGGGAAAGCGUUCUGCAUGGGGUAUGCGCUUCUGGGCAUCCCCCUCACCCUGGUGAUGUUCCAGAGCCUGGGCGAACGCAUCAACACCUUCGUCCGCUUCCUGUUGCACAAAGCCAAGAAAUGCAUGGGCCUGCGGAGGCCGGAAGUCUCCAUGGCCAACAUGGUGAUCAUCGGCUUCUUCUCCUGCGUCAGCACCUUGUGCGUAGGAGCAGCUGCCUUCUCCCACUAUGAAGGUUGGACCUUUUUCCAUGCCUUCUACUUCUGCUUCAUCACCCUCACCACCAUCGGUUUCGGGGACUACGUGGCCCUGCAGAAGGACAACGCCCUCCAAAACGACCCUCAUUACGUGGCCUUUAGUUUUGUCUAUAUCCUGAUGGGCCUCACAGUGAUUGGUGCUUUCCUCAAUCUAGUGGUGCUACGGUUCAUGACGAUGAACACCGAGGACGAGAGAAGAGACGCGGCGCAGAGGGCGCUGCUCUCCAAAGAUCAACCGAUAGCUUCGGUUCUGCGGCGUCCGGACCCUCCGAGCCCAGCCGCCACGGGACGAGACAAAAGGCGAGGGCUGAAGAGCGUCUAUGCUGAGGUGCUUCACUUCCAGACGGUGUGCUCCUGCCUGUGGUACAAAAGCCGAGAGAAAAUGGUGAUCCUCCCGCAGGAUAUGUCCUUUACUGACGCGCUGAUGGAGCAAGGAGACAUGUCGCCCCACCACUUUUUCGAACCCGGCCCGACGGGCUGCGUGUGCAACCCUCAACGCUGCUCGGCCAUUAGCACUGUGUCUGCUGACCUGAGAAACAUCUCGCCGUUCAGGCUCUUCUCCAAGAGACGCAGCUCUGUCUGAAUCACCUCACUUCCUUAUACAGUCACUGUAGAUCUUUAAUGAGUCACAUGAAUUUUUUGGAUAGCAUAAGAUGCUUGAACGGACCACCCAAGCUCGAGGUGGACUGAUGAAAACUUCUUUUUACACCAACACAUCUAAUCUCUAUCAAGUCUUCUACUUCAAAUGAACCCUGAAAUGGUGCAAUAGAUAACAGUCCAAAAAACUUCUGGAGUGCGAUUUUACCCUGUUCAGAUGAAAUACGUGUGGGAUUAGAGUUUUCAUAAAUCUCAGCCAUUUUUGGCUUUGCAUUGCAGUGUUGUUUGCCAUUCAGAAUUGAACUGAGAAUGCCUUUUAAAUUCCAAUUCUAUUCCAGAAUUUGAGUUGAAUUUAGAUAGAAAGAUAGAUGAAAUGUCAUUUAUGUUUGAAGUAACAGAAAAGUCUAUUUAUAUAUUUCAUAAU
Molecule: messenger RNA, 2028 nt
Organism: Pimephales promelas (fathead minnow)
Lineage: Eukaryota; Metazoa; Chordata; Actinopteri; Cypriniformes; Leuciscidae
Gene: kcnk3b
Product: potassium channel, subfamily K, member 3b
Biological process (GO): potassium ion transmembrane transport; stabilization of membrane potential
Cellular component (GO): plasma membrane
Molecular function (GO): outward rectifier potassium channel activity; open rectifier potassium channel activity; potassium ion leak channel activity
Source: RefSeq, a predicted model, not a curated record